Messenger RNA from Setaria italica (foxtail millet), 935 nucleotides. RefSeq names its product microsomal glutathione S-transferase 3. The record is from RefSeq and is a predicted model, not a curated record. Gene Ontology annotation, molecular function: glutathione peroxidase activity; glutathione transferase activity. Lineage: Eukaryota; Viridiplantae; Streptophyta; Magnoliopsida; Poales; Poaceae. The transcript is spliced from 3 exons. The coding region runs from base 278 to 724 and encodes 148 amino acids. Gene Ontology annotation, cellular component: nuclear envelope; endoplasmic reticulum; membrane.
AUUACCAACGGCUUCCAAACAAGCGACUUGGACGUCAAUUUUAAACAAUCCUGUUGGAUUCUUAAUACUCUAGGGUCAGUGGACAGGCAUCAUCCAUGUCAUUGUACGAAGUCAAUGAAUUUCUCUCGUUGACCUCACCAAAUCUUGCAUCUCUCCCAGCAAUUUCUUCUUCAAGAUAAAUUUUACUCGAGCUGGACGUUCAAUUCCCCUCCCUCUCAGCUUAUCAAUUCCUCACGGCCUCUUACCCGUCGAACGGACGCGGAGGAAGCAGCUAGCCAUGGCGGUGUCGAUCGAGCUGCCCAAGGAGUACGGCUACGUGGUGCUGGUCCUCGUGGCCUACGCCUUCCUCAACCUGUGGAUGAGCCUCCAGGUCGGCAAGGCCCGCAGGAAGUACAAGGUGUCCUACCCCACCCUGUACGCCGUCGAGUCGGAGAACAGGGACGCCAAGCUCUUCAACUGCGUGCAGAGAGGGCACCAGAACUCGCUGGAGGUGAUGCCGCUCUUCUUCGCCAUGCUGCUGCUGGGCGGCCUGCGCCACCCGGCCGCCGGCGCCGGGCUGGGCGCCCUCUACACGGUCGCCAGGUUCUUCUACUUCAAGGGGUACGCCGCGGGUGCCCCGCGGAACCGCAUGAGCGGGGUGCGGUUGAGCAUGGUGGCGGGGGCUGGGCUGAUCCUCUGCACGGCGUCGUUCGGCAUCAGCCUGGUCGUCAGGGAGACGCUCUGAAGCCUGAACUCUCAAUCUCCAAGUGACUCGUGCUUGGAACCCUGUAGUGCUGUCUGGAUGAAGAAAGCUUGAAGCAUGGGAUUAUACAGUUCCUGCUGCAAGUUUUUUUUCCUUCUUUUGGACUGAAGUUCCUGCUGCUAGUUACGGAGUACUCUGUUUGUACAACAUCAGUGUUAAAAGAAAGUGAAACCUGUCUUCAUCCGUUCUGCCA